This is a messenger RNA of Schistosoma intercalatum, 4790 nucleotides long. Lineage: Eukaryota; Metazoa; Platyhelminthes; Trematoda; Strigeidida; Schistosomatidae. The record is from the annotation of a GenBank genome assembly.
GUACUUGAGGCGCGACUUAUGGUCUCAGACGUUGAAACCUGAUAUGUCUACAGGCAGCAGUACUCGUCGAACUGAAGUGACAAAUGCCAAAGUACGAAUCAAAGCUUUUCCUCCUUCGAUAGAUGAGAGAUAUGCCAAUCAGUUAUGGGAUCAGAUUAAAAGUGCGAUAAUCGAGAUUCAAAAGAAAAACAACAGUUGUUUAAGCUUCGAAGAACUCUACCGCAAUGCGUACACUUUGAUAUUACAAAAACACGGUGAACGUUUGUAUGCGGGGACAGAGGCUGUUGUACGUGAACAUAUGAUCAAGAUCCGCGAUAGUAUUGUUGAAAAUCUAAAUAAUAAGUUUUUAACUUACCUUAACUCAUGUUGGAAAGAUCACCAAACUGCUAUGGGAAUGAUUCGUGAUAUUCUUAUGUACAUGGAUCGUGUCUACGUCGGCCCCCAUAACCUGGAUGGAGUUUAUAAGAUGGGAAUGACUGUUUUCUGCGAUCUCGUCGUACGUUAUCCAAUUAUCAGAGAGCACUUGCAGAAAACUCUGUUGGAUAUGGUACGCAGGGAACGCCGAGGUGAAGUAAUAUCCCGUUCUCAGAUUCGCGAUGCCUGUCAGAUGUUUGUGCAGUUGGGGGCCGGAUCAUUACGUGUUUACCUUGAAGAUUUUGAACAGCCAUUUUUGGAGCAGUCAAGAGAAUUUUACCGCACAGAAAGUGAAAAUUUUCUUUCUGAGAAUACUUCUGCUUCCCUGUAUAUUAAAAAAGUCGAACAAAGAAUCGAGGAGGAAGUUCGAAGAGCACAUCAUCAUCUUGAUCCAUCUACGGAACCCAAAAUCGUCGUCGUAUUAGAAGAGGAGCUUAUAAGUCGACACAUGGAAACUAUUGUCGGUAUGGAAGAUUCAGGAUUAACGUACAUGUUAACUCAUGAUCACUUCAGUGAUAUCGCUGCUAUGUAUGGCGUUUUAAGUAGGGUUGAAGAAGGACCAAAAAUAAUGAGUAACUACAUUAGCCUGUACUUAAGAGAGCAAGGAAGAAAUACUGUACGUGAUACUGGGUCAUCAACACCCCAACAGCACAUUCAAGAUCUGCUUCAAUUACGCGAUCGCGCUAAUGAAUUACUAACGAGAGCACUUAAUAAUCAGACAAUAUUUCGUAAUCAAAUUAAUUCUGAUUUUGAGUACUUUGUCAAUUUAAAUCCUCGUUCUCCCGAAUUUCUGUCAUUAUUUAUUGAUGAAAAACUCAAACGUGGCACCAAAGGCAUGGCAGACCAAGAUGUAGACGCCAUUUUCGAUAAGUGUAUUGUAUUAUUCCGAUAUUUACAGGAAAAGGAUCUAUUUGAAGGCUAUUACAAAAAGCAUCUUGCAAAAAGGCUGUUAUUAAGUAAAAGUCAGUCAGAUGAUCAAGAAAAGAUUAUGAUAUCCAAGCUUAUGGCCGAAUGUGGUGCUGUAUACACAAGUAAACUAGAAGGAAUGUUUAAAGAUAUGGCAGUGUCUAAAACCCUCAUGGAUGAAUUCAAUGUAGUACUAUCUAAUGGUAAUCGCAAUCUUAACCUAGAUCUGUACGUUCGUGUACUAACUACUGGUCUUUGGCCAACUCAAGUAACUAAUUCGAAUGAAGCGUUACCAGAAGAAGCUGAUACAGCGUUUAAAGUUUAUAAAAACUUCUAUUUAAGCAAGCAUAACGGUCGGAAAAUCAAUCUGCAGACAAACAUGGGGUACGCAGAAUUGUCUGCUGUAUUUUAUGGUCGUCCUAAUGCAGAUAUCAAUACACCUCAGAUCUCUUCUGUUACUGAUUCUCAUACUCACAGUUUCCUUAUUCAUGGCUCCAGUUCUGCGUCUUCGAACCAAACAAGUCAAAGUAGUCAACAGACGCCAAUCAGUGGAUUACCAGGAAGCCCAGGAGCUCCAAAGACACUUGAUUUUCCCAACUCAAGUAGUACUUCUAGUCGAUUGAAUGUACGAAAAUAUUUCUUACAGGUCUCCACAUAUCAAAUGAUUAUAUUAAUGAAAUUCAAUCGACGAAAUCGUUAUAGUUUUAUUGAAUUAGCGAGUGAAACAAAUAUUCCUGAACGUGAAUUAAAACGUAGUCUUAUGGCUUUAGCAUUAGGUCGUUGUAGUCAACGAAUUUUAUGCAAAGAACCUAAAACACGUGAUAUAGAGUCAACUGAUAUAUUCUAUGUCAAUGAUUCAUUUGUUUCGAAACAUAUUAAAGUUCGGGUAUGUCUAAACUAUAUAUAUAUAUAAUUUGUAUGGUUUAUUUUUUAAAAACUUAUUACUACUAAUUCAAUCAUUACUAGUGUGUUGAGGUUUCUUACGUUAGAUUUAUUUGUCGUGAUAUUUAUACACAUGUAUUAUGUGAUUAUUCUGAAUUUUACGUUUUCAACCGAAAUGGUUACCAGAAAACAGUACUCCAAUAUUGUCAUUAAAUAAUAUUCUUGCAUUUGUAAUUUAUUAUAAAUGUAUUUGAUUAUUGAUUGAUUGUAAAGAGGAAUAAAAUUUGAAUUUAGGUCUUGUUUUUGACUACCCUCAAUCAUCCGAUAUUAGGUAUCAUAUGCAUAUUAAGAUGACAUUUUACUUCUUGGAUAAUAAAAAUUUUGAGCAUUAGUGUUUCUUUCAGGUGACGACAAUUUCUAAAUUUAUGAUUUGAUGUGAUUAUGAAAGAAUAUCUUCGAAACAUAAAACUACUUAGUCUGAUAAUUUAACUUAAAAUAGUGUUUCUGAGCUGCUUUGUUCACGGUGAAUUUAUUUUUGAACAAGGUAUUAAAUUUUCAGAAACCUACUUUAUUUUGUCUUGCAGAUCAAACUAAUAGAUUCCCCUAGAUUAAUUUUAACAACCCUCAUAUUAAAUAUCACAUAAUGCUCUGUUUCUACUCGUUUACCUUCUCCGCUUCCAGUUGCGGAUCCGCUGUACGUCGUGUUUUCUUCUAUUCUUAGUUUUUUUUUUCUAAUUAGAACACCCUCUUGUCUGUUCAUCGAUUUCAGCAAAGUUUGUGUGCAAACUCCUAACAUACUGAAUUUUCUACAACCUAAAUAACUAAUAUUAAAUUACAUGAACCCGAUAGUGUUUCACCCAUUCUUUUCCUUUCACUAGUUUUAAAAUUAGGCAAUCUAGUCAUAUAACUAUCUUUUUUCGGAUUAGUCUAUUCAGACUUAAUAUUAAUUAACCGUAACUGAUCGCACAUAAUGAUUUCAUAUGUUCCACUUUCUCUACUCCUCAGUCGUCAUGACCAUGAUUGAAACUUCUAACAAAUCUAACUUACCACCUCCAACCCAUCACAGUUAAGGAUAAAGCAACUCGCAGUAAAUAGACUAAUGUAUUUUCUGCAUAACUAGCUACUGACGCGUUUAACUGUGUACUGAUUCAAACUGUUAUUGAUCUUUCCCAUGUUUUUAUCUUUAGGUUCAAAGUAUCACUGUUAAAGAAAGCGAACCAGAACGUCAGGAAACGCGGACAAAAGUAGAUGAAAAUCGACGUUAUGUGAUUGAAGCAACAAUUGUGAGAGUCAUGAAAGCUCGUAAAACUUUAAGUCAUGGACAACUUGUUGUUGAAGUUAUCGAACAAUUAAAAUCGCGCUUUGUACCUACCCCCCUAAUGAUUAAACAACGUAUUGAAUCGCUUAUUGAACGAGAAUUUCUUGCUCGAUUAGAAGAUGAUCGUCGAGUUUAUAAGUACUUGGCCUAAUCUCAUUUUGUAAACCAAAUCUAAAUACAACCUGUAUCUUUCAAGUCCCAUCCUACCAUUCCUUGCGUCUAUUCUCUAUUCUCUCCGCUGUCAAAAAUUUUCAAAUUACUCUUAUGAUGUGUUGCAAGAUGAUAAGCUUUAAAUAAUGAUCAGAACAAAUCUGAUUGCUCAUUAUCAAUUAAUUGAAUAAAUCAAAUCAUUGUUCUCAAUUUACUACUACAAACCUAGUCUUCAUCAACUUACUACAGUUAAGUUAUCUAUGACUUUUUGUUUCCUUUGCAAAUCUCAUGCUUCCAUUUCAGUUUUUUUUUAUUAAACUACUAACCUUACCUACAUAAAUUAUAUAUGAUUCGUUAUUUUGUUUAUGUACAUAUUCUAAUUGCCUCACUCUUUUAAGUUUAUGCAUUCUAAAAUUGAUUCAUUUUAUCCUCAUUCAUAACUUUUGGAAAAUGUGGAAUCAAUGUUAAUUACUCAUUUCUUUGUUUCUUUCUCCAUUCAAAUGUGCAGUUACCCACAGUGCUAACUUAUAUCAUUUGGCUAAAAGCAUCUCCCUUGUUACAGUAAAUAAUACGAUUAUUAAUGCGACGGGCAACUUCACAUAUUUCGGUGAGUAAAUGAACUUACUUCUGAACAAAGAAUGAAGCAAUCGGCUGUGUUAAACAAUAUGUCUAAUUACUUCUUCAAUCUUAUGUAGUUUGUCUUAACUGUACACAUUUUGAGCAGUUUAAAUCUGCCAUGCAAUGAAUGCUUUUAUUUAUGGUGGAGUAUUUCUCCUUUUUGAGUUUUAGUCCUACACAAAGCCCUGUCCACAUUAUUUUUUGUGUAAGCUACAUAUAUGUAUCCACUCAAGUAAGGCGUAUUUUCUCGCCAAGGUUAACUUUUUUCUCAAGGUUUUAUUUUCGUAUGUUUACUUUCUCUAGGUGUUGCUUUAAAUUGUAGCACAUAGUUUUGUGCAGUAUAUGUGUUUUUUUAGUGUAUUCAAGGUUUGACUUUAAAACUACUAUGAAUUCAGUGCUAUCCGUUAGCUUGUUUUCUGUAUCAAUUGAUAUCUUGAAUCAAUCAGUUUAUCACGGUGCACUGUACACUGUCUGCUAUUUAUCAAUGUUCUGAUAGUUGGUC